Molecule: messenger RNA, 1424 nt
Organism: Vanessa atalanta (red admiral)
Lineage: Eukaryota; Metazoa; Arthropoda; Insecta; Lepidoptera; Nymphalidae
Gene: colt
Product: congested-like trachea protein
Exons: 1
Coding region: 140-1036 (298 amino acids)
Biological process (GO): carnitine transmembrane transport; mitochondrial transport
Cellular component (GO): mitochondrial envelope
Molecular function (GO): O-acyl-L-carnitine transmembrane transporter activity
Source: RefSeq, a predicted model, not a curated record
AUAAAUUGGUUGGUUGAUAGACAAGAUUGCAGAGUUGGACUUUGACAUUUUAUUUUAAAUUAAAAAACUCGACACCUGUACUAGUGCAGUUGUACAACUUGUGGCCUUUCUCUUUUGUAUUAUUUAUAAUAAAUAAAAAAUGUCAGAGAAAAGUAGCCCCAUCAAAUAUUUUCUCAGUGGGGGAUUUGGCGGGGUAUGCACUGUCUUAGCGGGACAUCCUAUGGACACAAUUAAAGUAAGAUUACAGACUAUGCCCUUGCCUAAACCAGGCGAAACAGCUCUGUAUGGUGGAACUUGGGAUUGUUUUAAAAAAACUAUUCAAAAAGAGGGUUUCCGUGGCCUCUAUAAAGGAAUGUCAGCACCCUUAACAGGAGUUGCUCCUAUAUUUGCGAUAAGUUUCUUCGGAUUUGGACUUGGUAAAAAGUUAAUUAAGUCUGAUGAAAAUCAGGUUCUUACUAAACCGGAAUUGUUUGCCGCGGGUGCUUUUUCUGGUAUUUUUACUACCUCUAUAAUGGCCCCUGGUGAACGUAUCAAAUGCUUACUUCAAAUCCAGCAGGGAGGGAAUGUACCACAGAAGUAUAGUGGCAUGCUUGACUGUGCCAGACAGUUAUAUGCGGAAGGUGGUAUGAGGAGUAUCUACAAGGGCAGUGUUGCGACUAUCUUAAGAGAUGUGCCUGCCAGUGGCAUGUACUUUAUGACCUACGAGUGGGUAAAGGAAGUACUUGUUCCACAAGAUGCAAAUGCUAAAAUGAAAAUGGUUGCGACAAUUGUUGCAGGGGGAUGUGCAGGUAUAGCUAACUGGCUAGUAGGCAUGCCCGCUGAUGUUUUAAAGAGUAGAUUGCAGACAGCUCCUGAAGGGACAUAUCCUAAUGGUAUGAGGGAUGUUUUCAAACAGCUUAUGGAGAGAGAAGGACCAACAGCACUAUAUAAAGGUGUGACUCCCGUCAUGAUCAGAGCAUUCCCAGCGAAUGCUGCUUGCUUUGUAGGAUUUGAAUUGGCUGUGAAUUUCCUUAACUGGGUAGCUCCCAAUCUCUGAUGACGAAUAAUGGUGUAUUGUAAAUUAUGACGAAUGUAUCAAAUUGUAUUAUAGAAUAUUAGUAAGUUCCCUAAGUAUAAAUAAAACUUUUAUUAUAUAACUGUAAUUACAAAUAAGUGUAAUUCAGCUUACUAUAAUACUUUGUUGGAUGUAUUUAGCUAUUUGCUAAAUAAUCUAUUUACAUGACAACUUUAAUAUGUAACACUAAAAGCUGUACAUCCACAAUUAGAUAGCUAAAAUUAUUUUUUACUCCACAUUUUGUUGCCUUAAAGUUUUUUUUACAUUAUUUUCGGUUUCCUGAUGUUAAGUACAUGAAAAUUUAUAUAUUUUUAUAAGACAUGUAAAUGGAUGCUACCUAUUUUUUUAGAGGAUAAUAUAUACUGCCUUU